Penicillium atrosanguineum is the source of this 3312-nucleotide messenger RNA. RefSeq lists its product as uncharacterized. Gene Ontology annotation, biological process: regulation of transcription by RNA polymerase II; nucleosome organization. The record is from RefSeq and is a predicted model, not a curated record. The transcript has 5 exons. Gene Ontology annotation, molecular function: ATP binding; DNA binding; ATP hydrolysis activity. Gene Ontology annotation, cellular component: nucleus; chromatin. The coding region runs from base 1 to 3312 and encodes 1103 amino acids. NCBI's taxonomy places the organism in Eukaryota, Fungi, Ascomycota, Eurotiomycetes, Eurotiales, Aspergillaceae.
AUGGCACCGGCCAAAGCUGAAUCCCCGGCUCAGACCGAUACGUCAAUGACUGAUGCUAAUGACGAUGCAAUCCCGUCCAUUCCUGUUGACGCGCCGAUGGCAGAUACCCCGGACUACACGGACUCUGACACUAAUCCGAAUACCACGGCUAGCAGCGUCGCAGGCGACGCCACAGCCGAUGGUCACAAGCGCCGCUCCGAAGCUACUCAACUGCGAAAGAACCUCCUGAGCAAGAAGCACGACCGUUUGGAUGAGUCGAAGGAAAAUGAUUCCAUUCGCCGAUUCCGAUACCUUCUCGGCCUCACAGAUUUGUUCCGCCAUUUCAUUGAAACCAAUCAAAAUCCGCGCAUCAAGGAGAUCAUUGCUGAGAUCGACCGACAGAAUUUGGAAAGCGAAGCAAAGGCGCGUAAGGGGUCCUCACGCACUGGUGGUGCAGGCGGCGACCGGCGCCGUAGAACCGAACAGGAGGAGGAUGCGGAAUUGUUGAGGGACGAGCGACAGGGCGGCGAGACAACCACCGUUUUCCGUGAAUCGCCUGCCUUUGUCCAUGGUGAACUCCGUGAUUAUCAGGUUGCAGGCCUGAACUGGCUUGUCUCGCUCCACGAGAAUGGUAUCUCUGGUAUUUUGGCCGAUGAGAUGGGUUUGGGCAAGACUCUGCAAACUAUCUCAUUCUUGGGAUACUUGCGCUUUGUCCGCGAUAUCUCUGGCCCUCAUCUGGUCGUCGUCCCCAAAUCCACCCUCGAUAACUGGAAGCGUGAGUUCGCCAAGUGGAUCCCUGAUGUCAACGUCCUGAUUCUCCAGGGUGACAAGGAGGAGCGACAACGCUUGAUCAACGAAGAGCUACUUGAAAACAACUUCGAUGUGUGCAUUACCAGUUACGAGAUGAUUCUCCGCGAGAAGUCUCACCUCAAGAAGUUCGCCUGGGAGUACAUCAUCAUUGAUGAGGCUCACCGAAUUAAGAAUGAGGAGUCUUCACUUUCACAGAUCAUUCGUCUUUUCAACUCCCGCAACCGCUUGCUUAUCACUGGAACCCCGUUACAAAACAACCUACACGAGCUGUGGGCUUUGCUCAACUUUUUGCUCCCAGAUGUAUUCGGUGACUCGGAUGCAUUUGACCAGUGGUUCUCCAGCCAGGACUCUGAUCAGGACACUGUUGUGCAACAGCUUCACCGUGUGCUGCGGCCUUUCUUGUUGCGACGAGUGAAGAGUGAUGUUGAGAAGAGUUUGCUGCCGAAGCAGGAGCUCAACCUGUAUGUGCCCAUGUCUGAGAUGCAAAGGAAGUGGUAUCAAAAGAUUCUGGAGAAAGAUAUCGAUGCGGUCAACGGUGCGGCUGGCAAAAAGGAGUCCAAGACCCGAUUGUUGAAUAUUGUGAUGCAGCUGCGAAAAUGCUGCAACCACCCCUACCUUUUCGAGGGAGCCGAGCCCGGCCCCCCGUAUACAACCGAUGAGCAUCUUAUCUUCAAUGCCGGAAAAAUGGCCAUUCUGGACAACCUUUUGAAGCGCAUGAAGGAGGAUGGUAGUCGCGUCCUUAUCUUCUCCCAGAUGAGUCGUGUUCUGGAUAUUCUAGAGGAUUACUGUGUUUUCCGAGAGUUUGAGUAUUGCCGAAUCGAUGGAACAACCGCCCAUGAGGAUCGUAUUGCUGCUAUUGACGAUUACAACAAGCCUGGGUCCGAAAAAUUCGUCUUUCUUCUUACAACGCGUGCUGGUGGCCUGGGUAUUAACUUGACUACGGCCGACAUUGUGGUGCUUUUCGACAGUGACUGGAACCCCCAGGCCGAUCUUCAAGCCAUGGACCGUGCUCACCGAAUCGGUCAGACCAAGCAGGUCAAGGUCUUCAGAUUCGUCACAGAGAAUGCUAUCGAAGAGAAGGUUCUUGAGCGCGCCGCCCAGAAGUUGCGUUUGGAUCAGUUGGUUAUCCAACAAGGCCGUGCUCAGCAAAAUAGCAAGGCUGCGUCUAAAGAUGACCUCCUCGGUAUGAUUCAGCACGGCGCCGCCGAUGUCUUCGGCCCCACCGACAGCUCUGGUAAGGGCGACGACAUCUCCCAAGAUGAUUUCGAAGCUAUCCUCCGCAAGGGCGAGGAGCGAACGCAGCAGUUGAACAAGAAGUAUGAGAAGCUCGGUAUCGACGACCUGCAGAAGUUCAGCUCCGAGAGUGCCUACGAGUGGAACGGCCAGGAUUUCACCGAGCGCAAGAAGGACAUUGGCAUCAGCUGGAUCAACCCUGCCAAGCGUGAGCGCAAGGAGCAAUUCUACUCAAUCGACAAGUACUAUCGUCAGGCCCUGGCUACGGGCGGCCGGACCGCCGAUACCAAGCCCAAGGUUCCUCGCGCACCAAAGCAAAUUACUGUUCAUGACUGGCAAUUCUACCCUCCCGGUCUGCAGGAGUUGCAGGAGAGGGAGACCGCUAGUUUCCACAGAGAUAUUGGCUACAAGGCGCCGCUUCCCGAGGGCCCGGAGGAAGAGUUGAGCGAGCGUGAGGCCGAACGGGAUCUUGAGCAGCAGGAGAUCGACAAUGCCCAGCCUUUGAACGAGGAAGAGCAGGCUGAGAAGGCCCGCAUGUCUGAGGAAGGCUUCUCACACUGGAACCGCCGUGAUUUCCAACAGUUCAUUAAUGGAUCGGCUAAGUUUGGAAAAACUGACUACGUUGGCAUUGCCACCGAGGUGGACAGCAAGGAGCCUGACGAAAUUGAGGAGUACGCCGAGGUCUUCUGGCGUCGAUACACCGAAAUCCAAGAUUACAACAAGUACUUGAAGGUCAUUGAGCAGGGCGAGGACAAACUGCGGAAGAUGAACCACCAACGGAAGAUGCUGCGCAAGAAGCUGGAGAUGUACCGCGUGCCUUUACAGCAACUCAAGAUCAACUACACCGUGUCUACGACCAACAAGAAGGUUUACACCGAGGAGGAGGACCGCUUCUUGCUCGUGAUGCUGGACAAGUACGGGGUGGAGGGCGAAGGCCUUUACGAAAAGAUUCGCGAUGAAGUCCGGGAUUCGCCACUCUUCCGCUUCGACUGGUUCUUCCUCAGCCGUACUCCGGUCGAGAUCGGUCGGCGCUGCACGACGCUGCUGAACACUGUCGCCAAGGAGUUUGAAGGCGACAGCAAAACAAACGGAGAGGGCAAGGGGCGUGGUCGAGACCGCGACGAGGAUGAAGAGAAUGAUGACGCGGCACCUGUGAAGAAGAAGGCUAAGAAUGGCGCCACUGCUAAACAGACUAAAACAACUAAGGCUGGCAGCAAAGCCGGCUCCAACAGUACUUCGCGCGCGGUCAGUGUCUCCACCGGACCUAAGGGCAAAGGUCGCAAGAAAUGA